AUGGCAGUGAGACCUAAGGAAAUGAACAAGCUGGCAGCACCUAAUUAUGGAUCUUAUCAUGCUGGUUCAUACUGUACAAGUAGGACUUAUUUUACUGCAAUUGAUGAUAGUGAUAGCACGAUAGUGACUAUGAAGUGUCACUUAUGGGGAAAAUGUGAAACUGAACCUGAUGGUCAUUAUGAGGGAGGUGAAUUAAGGGUGUUUGAUCAUGUAGAGGUCACAGGUAUAAGCCUUUUUGAAAUGGAUAGAAUGUUAGAAAGUCAGGUUGGGGCUAUAGGUGACAAAAAGUACCACAUUUUGAUAGAGGAACAUGGCUUCCAUCUGUUACAGCAUGAUAGAGAAUUGCAUGCCUAUUGUGUUGAUCAAUUUGAGUAUGGAAGGACAGUUGAUUUGAACAUAGAGGUUUCUUUUAGUGAGUUAUUAGCAUCACAGUGGGGCUCUGAUGUUGAUGAUGAAGAUUUUGUAUUAGAAGAUGAAGAUGAUGAAUCUGAUAGUGAAUAUAUAGAGGGUUCUGAUUUUGGAGAAUUCUCAGGAAAAGAUUCUGAUUAUGAGCAAAAUUCUGAUGACAAUGACUACAAAGAAAAUGUUGAUCAUAAUUUAGAAUGGUUAGGGGUAGAAAAUCACAGGAAAGAGCAACUUAAGAGGAAUGAAAAAAAGGAAUGUGUAGAGGAAACUAAGGGACAAAUAGUGACUAAUUCUGAUACUGAUGAUGACAACUCCGACAUAGAUGUUGCACCAGAUUCAGGUUCAGAUAUUGAUAGUCUCCAAGGUUUAGAUGAAGAGGGUCAUUCAAGACCCCCUAUGUAUGACCCCAAUGAUGCAGAUAACCCCAACCUUGAAAUUAGGCAGGUAUUUACCACAUUCAAGGAGUUUAAAGAGGCAGUUAGAACCUGGAAUAUCAAGUGGGGUAGACCAUUUAAAUUUACCAAGAGUGAAACCAUUAGAUGCAGGGCAAUUUGUCCUAACAAAGGAUGUGACUGGAGCAUAUAUGCUAGGAAAAUGAAAGGUGAUCACAGAUUGGAAGUUAGAACAUUCCAGCAGAAGCACAAAUGUGGGUUUUCAUAUCAUAACAAGAGUGUAGAAUCUGGGUGGGUUGGCAGAAAAUAUGUUAACACAUUUAGGGAGAAUCUCAGGAUGGAUUAUGCUAGCUUCAAAAACUUGGUAAUGAACGAGAACAAGUGUUAUUUGAGUAGACAUCAAGGCUAUAGAGCUAAAAAGAUUGGCAGGGAGUUGGCCCAAGCUAGUGAUGUGGACCAGUACAAUAAGUUGCCCAAGUAUAUCAAUGAAAUCUUGAGAAGUAACCCAGGUAGUACUAUAGUGAUAAAGGUGGCAAAAGACUACUGUGAUUCAGUCACCAAACAAGGAAAAUUUCAAAGAUUGUACAUGUGUUUUGCUAGGAUGAAAAAAGGAUUUUUAGAUGCUUGCAGGCCUGUGUUUGGGUUAGAUGAGACUUUUCUCAAAGGUGCGGCUGGUGAAGUAUUACUGACAGCAGUUGGAGUUGAUCCAAAUAAUGGUUUGUAUCCAAUUGCUUAUGCAGCAACUGAGGGAGAAACUAAGGAUUCCUGGAUUUGGUUUCUUACUUUACUUAAGGAGGAUCUAAAAAUUGAAAAAGAUUAUGAAUGGACCAUAAUGAGUGACAAGCAGAAGGGCAUAAUUCAGACAUGUGAUUCAGUUUUUCCAGGGACUGAUCAUAGAUUUUGUGUGAAGCAUAUGCAUAGCAAUAUGGUAGCUGCUGGAUUCAAAGGGACAGCCAUGAGGCAAGCCUUAUGGAAAGCAGCUAAGGCAACUACUCAUGCACAAUUCAUAAAAAGAAUGGAAGCCAUAGCAGAACUGGAUGUUGAUGCAAUUAAGUGGUUAGAGGACAAGAAUCCAGCAGAGUGGAGUAGAUCACACUUCAGGACAUUCCCUAAAUGUGAUAUGUUGUUGAAUAACAUAUGUGAAUCAUUUAACAGCAAAAUAUUAGAUGCCAAGGUCCAUUAUUGUCAUGAUGGAGGCAUUGAGGCAUGUUGUCAUGCAAAGAAUGCAAGAAAAUAG
This is a messenger RNA of Coffea arabica (coffee), 2034 nucleotides long. The record is from RefSeq and is a predicted model, not a curated record. Lineage: Eukaryota; Viridiplantae; Streptophyta; Magnoliopsida; Gentianales; Rubiaceae.